This is a messenger RNA of Capsella rubella, 1617 nucleotides long. RefSeq lists its product as uncharacterized. Gene Ontology annotation, molecular function: zinc ion binding. The coding region runs from base 1 to 1617 and encodes 538 amino acids. The transcript has 4 exons. The record is from RefSeq and is a predicted model, not a curated record. NCBI's taxonomy places the organism in Eukaryota, Viridiplantae, Streptophyta, Magnoliopsida, Brassicales, Brassicaceae.
AUGGAGGCGUUCGUUGGUGACGGUAUAGAUGGGCCUGAAAAUAGCGGAGAUGGACAUGAAAAUACCGGGUUUGAAGAGGGUGAUUAUGACAAUGAUGAUUACGAUUAUGAUGGUAUAAGUGAGUUGAUCAACAAAGAAUAUCCUAACGAUUGGGAUCCAUUUAUUGUCAUGAGAUCUGUAGAAACAUCGACUGGUCCAUCAGGAAAUGUUGGUCCAUCAAGUAGACCUAUGGACAUUGCGAAUGAAAGUCCACGAGAAGGCAACUUUGGGAGAGCUGACAUCAUGGUAAAUGACGUUCAUCAAGCAAUGGUUUUUGGGCAAAAUGAUGCUAUUUUAGUGGACGCGGAACCGUGUAGAGAUAAUGUUCAAGGGUCUAAUAGCGAGGGACCACGAGCAUGUGAGUUACCCGAAAUGGUUUUAGCGGAGCUCAAUGUGACUGUUUCCUACAUUAAGGCAUGGAAUGCUAAGGAGUCGGCUAUUUGUGAGCGACGAGGAAGUGAGGAAGGGGCAUCUAUAGCUGGGUACCCAUACCUACGAAAAGUAGUUGUGAUAGAUGGGACACAGAUGAAGGGGAGAUGCCAAGGCUGUUUAGUUGCCGCCAGUGGACAAGAUGGAAAUAUGCAAGUAUAUCCACUAGCGUUUGGGGUCGUGGACAAUGAGAAUAUUAAUAGCUGGGUUUGGUUUCUUGAGAAACUCUCGGAAUUUGUUAAACACGAGGAAGAUCUUGUGUUUUUGUCAGACCGACAUGCGGCAAUAAACGCAGCGCUUAGCAAGGUUUAUCCAUUGGCUCACCAUGGCGCUUGUGUUGUACAUUUGCAUAGAAACGUGAAAUCUAAUUUUCAAUGCGAACGGCUAGCAGGCAUGGUUUCAAAUGCAGCGAGGGCGUUUACUGAACGUGACUUCAACUAUUGGUGUAAGGAAGUUCAAAGUCGUAAACAGCAAUGUGUUAAAUAUCUGGAAGAUAUUGGUCUACCACAUUGGACGCUUUAUCACUGUCCGAAAAGAAGAUACAAUCUAAUGAGCAGCAAUAUUUCGGAGUCCUUGAAUGCUGCAAUGUUGAAAGCAGUAGAUUAUCCAAUAGUAGCUAUGGGGGAGUUUAUAAGGGCAAUGUUGAUGCGUUGGUUUUAUUUGCGUCGUAAACAUUCGGGGAAAACAAAAACAAGAUGUACGCCAGAGGUGGAACUUAUAUUACUCGAUAAUCUCGAAGAUGCAGUUGGUUGUGCUGUUUUGUCUGCUAGUGACUGGGUUUAUCAAGUGAAUGAUAGUAAGGAAUAUAUAUUUGAAGUCGACUUGGAGAACAAAACAUGUAGCUGUCGGGCGUUUGAUGUGUUGAUGAUUCCAUGCUGCCACGCUUUGGCUGCUGUGGGCGUGAGGAAGCUCGAUCAUUAUUCACUGCUGGGCUGGUGUUACUUUGUAGAUGUUUGGCAGAAAAAAUAUGACCAACUAAUUCAGCCUAUAUCGCGCGAAGAGGACGUAAACGUACCUGAAGAUAUAAGGGAAAAAGAUAUUGGACCUCCCAAAACAAAAUGUCCUGGAGGGAGACCAAAGAAAAAGAGGAUUCCAUCAAAAGGAGAAGGAAAUGGGAAACGAAACCAAAAAAAAGAAGAAGAUGACUAG